Pocillopora meandrina is the source of this 5084-nucleotide messenger RNA. The record is from the annotation of a GenBank genome assembly. Lineage: Eukaryota; Metazoa; Cnidaria; Anthozoa; Scleractinia; Pocilloporidae.
AUGUGGAUGUUGCAGUUUGUUACAAUAAUUUGGAUAGUGUACAUUGCGAUCUCUUGACCGGAUACGGGAAAAAUAGUGCAUUGAUCGUGCUUUGAUUAUUAUGAAAAAGCUCGGAACUGAGCAUAUUGAUGUCGCCUAUGCGCGGAAUAACAUGUCUAGAUAAGCUUCAAAUGGAGAAAUAGAUAGACAGUCGGCGGUCGAUCAUUACAGGGGUUUACAUUCUCAAACGGGAAAGUGUAUGAUCAUGUAAAAAGGUUACAGAUUUCCAAAUAACCAUAAAAUAGAAGGACAUACGUUUCACAAGCAUAAGCACAACGCAAGCGCUAUGAGCAUCCUUUCACCUAUCACUUUUAUUUCGCGCCCUCCUCGCGCUCACCCUAGUUAUUGCAAAGUUUUCGCUUGAAGAAUGCUCGACUUUGUCACGCAACAGAACUGCGCGUCCACAGGAAAUCGCGUGAACCGCUAUAUUCUUUUUUUGAUUUCACGCAUACAUGGAUCACGCAUACUGAAAUGUUGUGUUCACUUUCAAAACAAGCUUUCACAAGCGUCACUGGUUUUUCCAUCUGAUAAGUGGUGAUCAUAAACGGUUCAACGCACAUUAAGAAUAAGCUUUUGGAAGACAUUCAUGACUUGAGUGUGUUUGGCUUUCGACAUGCGACCCUGGAUGAUUGGAGACAGAAGCCUUCUUUCUUUACUGAAGUGAUUGUAUUUCAACUUUGCUAUAUAAUCCCUGAAUAAUUCGACGCAGUAAGUAUAAUACAUAUCAUUGAUUCACGUUAUAUCACUAAAAAUAACAUUUAACAGUUGUCUGUAAAUCUUUUUUUAAUUUUUUCGGGGUCGGUGAGUUACAAUACUGAGAGUCGUUGUGUGUUGCAUGUCAAUGUUCCUCAGAGUUUGAAAGAAGUAGCUUUAAGUAAUUCCUAGUUAAGGAACUUCAGAGAACUUAAAAGAGCCUUUCUCGCCGUGACCGUUGUCAUUUUUCUUCUGACAUUGUCAUCAUUGUUCUAUUUAUAGAGAGCAUUUGAUGCCUGAAUUUAGUCACUUUCUGUUGUCAAGUGUGUUUCCUGUUGACGAGAAACUCAAAAAGAGAGAUCCAAAGAUAGAAAAGGGAAGUCUACAAUGCCUAUUUGAAUUCUUAUCCAUGGGCAAGACUCAUAAGUAUAUAAAACUGCACAAACUUCUAUCUAUUGGAACAUUCUUGAACACGGAACCAUCAUAGAGCGGCUUCUAUUAUGUAAAUUUAAGCAAUUUGUUCAUUCCUUCACUCAAGAUAUUCGGUUUACGAUAUAUUCUUUUAUCUAUCCUCAUCGAAGCGAAGUAAAACCCUCCAUAAAACAUUACAAAGAAAAUCAAAAAGAACAAUCUUUUGGAUUCCAAACAGUUGUUUUCUUGCAAAGUCUUUAUCUAUCGAAUUCAGCCUUGUUCGUGCAUUUUCACUUGUUUAAGCCAGGCCGUGAGUUAUUAUCAAUUAUGAGCACUUGACUGCGGGCACUUGUUCUACUUCUGGUAACCACUAUUAACUCUUUAACUCCCAUGAGUGACCAAGACUCAUGGUUUGUACUGAUUCUUAUUCCGUGAAAGACAACAGGCCUCGACUUAUUUAGCUCAGCUUAAAACAAACCUUCCAAAGGGAAGAAAAGCCAUUUUUUUAGAUAAAAAAAUUUUAAAAUUUCUUUUUUUAAAAUUAAAGGACAGUCGCUGAACCGUAUGAAAUUGUUCAAAGUGAAUAUGUCCUUUUCAAUGGUAUGCGAUGAGGAGCAGCUAAACUAUUUCAGGAUUUGGAUUUGAAUAUGGCCUUUUCAAUGGAAUACAAUGAGGAGCAGCUAAACUAUUUCAGGAUUUGUCACGUUACCACUGACAUCUUGACCGAGGGAUUGCGAGAAAUCUUCAAACAAGAAUGGGAUAGUCACUACAAGGCCACGUUAGGAGAAUGGAAAGAUGAUCCAAAAAAUGGAUCGGACUUCUGCAAUGGCGAAUCGCCACGGAACCAAAACAAGCAUGCACGUCUAUUAGCAACCAUGACUAAGGGAAAUAGAGCUGAGUGGGAUUGUACCAUGCUGUUUUACGCCAUUCUUUUCUCUGAUUGCAUUCAUAGUCUUAAUCCAGUCGUCCGGUCAAAUGUGGAUAAACUCAGGUUGUUUCGUAACGAAGAGUUCGCUCAUAUCGCACGAGGUCACCUCUCAGACGUAGAGUUUCAAAAUGCCAUUAGCAAAGUGGAAAAUGCAUUUUUAGCUCUCGGUCUUUCCAUCGUUAAAAUUCAAGAAUUAGAAACCCAAACUUAUUUUCCCACAGAGCAGCUGAGACAUGUUUUGAAGAAGGUAGACGACCUCAAGCACGAAGUUCAGGAGAAAGAAAAAGAAGUUCAGGAAAAAGAGAGAGAAGUUCGGGAGAAAGACAAAAAUCUUCAAGAAAAAGAGAAAGUAAUUCAGGAAAAAGACAAGAAAUUGCAGGAAAAAGGAAAGGAACUUCAGCAAAAAGAACAACAAAGACAGACUCUUGAAGAACAGUUAAACAGCGAGGCUUCUUCAUUUUGCAUUCUUCCUCCUAAGCCCUCUCAUGAUGUCGCAAAUCGAGAUUCUGAUACAUCUAAGAUUAUUGAACAGUUAAAAGCGCUGAAAAAGUCCACAGGAUUAAGUUACUUGUACCUAUCUGGAAAUCCUGGAAGUGGUAAAUCGCAGAUGGCCUCACUUGCAGCUGAGCGUUUAUUUUGCGAAGAAAGUAUAUCUACUGCAUCGUUUGUAAUGACACUGAAUGCUGAAAACCCUAAAACACUUUUGGAAUCGUAUGCCACUUUCGCUCGACAUCUGAAGUGCCCAGAAUACGCUGUUACCAACACAUUUACCUCCAAAGAUUUAAGUACAGACGAGAAGAUCAUAAGUCUAAAGACAUUGAUCAGCACAAUAAUCGAGCUGUACUCAUCGUGGCUACUGAUAGUUGAUAACGUCAGCAACAUGUCUCAUCUGGACGGUAAUUUACCUGAUCCAGGAAAUGGGCAGUGCGCAAAGGGCCAGUUGCUGAUAACAACACAGGACACCGCGUCUAUCCCGCCGUCAGGCUCAUUUAUUCAACAUAUUCCUGUCAGCAAAGGUAUGGAGUCUCAUGAAGCUGGCUCUCUAUUGGAAAUGCUUUCUGGUUUUUCUGACCCCAAGAUGGAAAAAGAAGUUGCUCGGGUAUUAGACUACCAGCCACUUGCCCUAGCAAGCGCUGCCACUUAUGUGAGAGAAGUAAGAAAGAACAAAUUAACUCCCAAUUUUAGCUGGGAUGACUUUCUAAAGAAAUUGGACCAAGGGAAGAGAAGUACAACAGAAGCCAUGCUCGCUGGAAGUAACCCAAGUUACAAAAACUCCAUGACUGCAGCCACAACAUUUGCUGUUAAGAAGACGAUCGCAGCGGAUAAAGUUUUGGAGCACACUUUUCAUUUUCUUUCUGUCUGUGCACCACACCCUUUGAGUCUACAGAUUGUUGUAAAUUAUCUUAGCAAAGUAAAUAAGGAGCCUAAAGACCCUGAGAUAUUUGCUACGAGAAUCUGCAAAUGCUCUUUGCUGUUAUUUGAAGAAGAUGACAGCGGCGUGUACAUUCGAGUGCACCAGAUUGUCCAUGACGUCAUCAAUAAUGUUAUGAAAACCUGCGCCGAAAACAAAGAGCUUGAAGCCGUUGAUGGGGCCAUUCUGUCAUUCUGCCAAGUUAUAGGUCAUGAGGAUGACUCGCAUACUCUUAUUAGAAGCAAGAAAAUUGUUCCUCAUUUAGUAACAAUGAGUGAGAUAAUCGAUGGUCUAUUUUCAGAAGAGGGUAUAUCCGACGCUGUCAAAGCCGGAUCAUCCACUCCCUAUGACUACCGAAACUAUUUCAAAACCCUUGGUCACACCUGCCAAAAACACUGUGAAUUUCGAUCAGCAUUAACGUACUUCAACGUAAUGUUGCGAUUAACUCAAUGUGACGACGUGUUUGGUGACGAAGACGUUGUAAAUGCAUAUGGUUACAUAGGUACUGUGCACCAUUCCCUCGGUGACCUGCAGCAGGCAAAAGAAUGUCAUGAUCGUGCAAUAACGAUUUGUCUGAAAAAGCUCGGAUCUGAACAUAUCGAUGUGGCAAAUGCUUACGAUAAUCUGGGUAAGGUGCAUCAUGAUCUUGGUGACCUGCCACAGGCAAAAGAAUGUCAUGAUCGUGUACUGACCAUUCGUCUGAAAAAGCUCGGACCUGAACAUGUCGAUGUGGCAAAUGCUUACGAUAAUCUGGGCACUGUGCAUCAUGAUCUUCGUGACCUGCCGAAGGCAAAAGAAUGUCAUGAUCGUGCACUGGCCAUUCGUCUGAAAAAGCUCGGACCCGAACAUGUCGAUGUGGCAAAUGCUUACGAUAAUCUGGGUACUGUGUACCAUGAUCUUGGUGACCUGCCGCAGGCAAAAGAAUGUCAUGAUCGUGCACUGACCAUUCGUCUGAAAAAGCUCGGACCUAAACAUGUCGAUGUGGCAAAUGCUUACGAUAAUCUGGGUACUGUGCAUCAUGAUCUUCGUGACUUGCUGCAGGCAAAAGAAUGCCAUGAUCGUGCACUGACCAUUCGUCUGAAAAAGAUUGGACCUGAACAUAUAGAUGUGGCAAAUGCCUACGAUAAUCUGGGUACUGUGUACCAUGAUCUUGGUGACUUGCCGCAGGCAAAAGAAUUUCAUGAUCGUGCACUGACCAUUCGUCUGAAAAAGCUUGGACCUGAACAUGUCGAUGUGGCAAAUGCCUACGAUAAUCUGGGUACUGUGUACCAUGAUCUUGGUGACUUGCCGCAAGCAAAAGAAUUUCAUGAUCGUGCACUGACCAUUCGUCUGAAAAAGCUUGGACCUGAACAUGUCGAUGUGGCAAAUGCUUACGAUAAUCUGGGUACUGUGCAUCAUGAUCUUGGUGACCUACAGCAGGGAAAAGAAUGUCAUGAUCUUGCACUGGCCAUCCGUCUGAAAAAGCUCGGAGCUGACCAUGUCGAUGUGGCAAAUAGUUACAAUAAUCUGGGCACUGUGCAUCGUGCUCUUGGUGACCUGCAGCAGGCAAAAGAAUUUCACGAUCGUGCUCUUACCAUUCGUCUGAAAAAGCUCGGACCUUAA